Molecule: messenger RNA, 747 nt
Organism: Phymastichus coffea
Lineage: Eukaryota; Metazoa; Arthropoda; Insecta; Hymenoptera; Eulophidae
Exons: 1
Coding region: 1-747 (248 amino acids)
Molecular function (GO): catalytic activity
Source: RefSeq, a predicted model, not a curated record
AUGACCCUGACGAUACUACAAUGCAAUGUGAACAGGAGUAGCGUAGCACACAUGCUCCUCCCUCAAAUUGCGAUGAAGAUGAAUGCAGACGUGCUUGUUAUAAGCGAACAAUACAGGAAAAGACCUGAGCCAUCGUGGUUCGCUAGCAAAUCGAACACGACAGCGGUGUGGGUACGCGGAAACGAAGCGAUGCGAGUCUCUGCAAGCGGGUCCGGGGCGGACUAUAUUUGGGUGAGGGUGAGCACUGUCGUUGUCGUCAGUGUAUACCUGUCACCAAACUAUUCCGCGUUGGAGUAUGCCAACAGACUCACAGAUAUCGAAGACGCAGUGAGGGAUAUAUCCGGAAAUACGAUCGUGGCGGGCGAUUUUAACUCGCGGGCGAUUGAGUGGGGUUUGCCCACGACAAACAGACGCGGACGGCUACUACUAGAGAUGGUCGCGAGGCUGCAACUAGUAGUGGUGAACGAGGGAAAGUCGGCGACAUUUAGACGACCGGAGUGGGGUCAAUCUAUACCAAACGUGACCUUGACCACAGACAGACUACUGACGCGAAUAAGAGGAUGGAAAGUGAUCGAGGAAUAUACAGCCAGUGAUCACCAAUACAUCAUCUUCGAAGUGACAGACGAAAAUACGACUAGACGAAGAGGUAACGUGUUACUCCCUCUACGAUGGGACACGAAACUCCUGGACAGAAAAAAACUCGACAGACUACUGCAAAAUGCAGAGCCUUUUACGAAAACCACUUGA